GUACUGUGAGCCUGUCUAGUUUGCUUUAUCCAAGGCCUUGAGUCCCUGGUGCGAUAGAGAAUAAGAACGAAGAGCAUGGUCGGGCACUGUGCAGAGUGCUUUAUAUAGAAUAUCUUUUCAGAAUGGGGGAGCCGACACCCAGGUCCAGAUCUGUGCAGCCCCAGAGCUUGAACUCUUUCCUCUGUGCUCUGUUGCUGGAUUUGAUAAGUAUAGCUUUGUUUUUCUUGUUCUCCUUUGGCUGCCCUGCAGCUUAUGGAGUUCCUGGGCCUGGGAUCCGAUCCAAAGCUCCGUUGCGACCUAUACCAUAGCUGCCACUAUGCUGGGUCCUUUAUCCCACUGUGCCAGACCAGGGAUUGAACCUGCGUCCUGGUGCUGCAGAGACUGCCACCCCUACGGAUCCCAUGGCGCCACAGCGGAAACUCUCAGUGCAGUUUUAGACACGAUGAGUCUCAGGCCCUGUAGGACAUCCUGGUGGAGAUGUCCAGAGGGAGGUGGGAAGGAUUAGUGCUUCGGAUGAUAACUGAAGGUGUGAGCUCGCCAAGAGUGAGAGGGGGCCGGGGACAGAACCCUGAGGGCACCUGUAUUGAUGGGAGGCAGAGAGAGGAAAGGCCCCUGCAGCUGGGGAACACUCAGGUGACUACUGCCUCCUCUUCUUCCUGUGUUUUCAAGUUUCUUGCAACCAGGCGGCAGCGAGGGAGACCUCCUCUGAGAAGGGAAGAUGGAGCCCCAGGGAGAAGGAACCUAGACACUGACCUGGGAAUAAUAAAACCUGAGUCCUGAUGCUCCCCUCACCCCUCUCUCCCCACACACCCAGCCCUCGCCUUCCAUCUAGAACCUCUCCCAAGAUAACGUGAGGGUUGUUGAAUGCUGCUGGAGGUCCAGCUAGGCAGUAGCUGACAAGUUCAGAGCCUGUUAACGCAGGGCUAGGCUAGAAGGCCAGUGCCUCGGGCAGAAGAUGAAGUCAGGAGCUGACAGAGGAUGACUGUCUGUUCUAGGGAAAAACAUCCGUCUUCUGCCCUCCCUCUGUCCUUUGGAGCUCUUGUUCUUUGCAGGUCUUUGUUGGGUGCUUUUUACCUCUAGGGUCCCUGCCCCCCAAGCCUUAAGCCUUUUUGGUUUUCAGUUUCACCUGCAAAAAAAAGAGAGAGGUAAGCAUUGAGUUUCUUCUUCCUUUUCUCCUGAGGCCAGGUUGUUGUUUCCUGCUCUUAGCACAGGUGUAAUUUCAGAGCCAUCCCUUGUGUUCUGGUAAAUCUAGGAGAGGCCAACAGGUCACUGGUUGGGGAUCAAGCCCAGCGAACCAGCCAUAGACCCCGGUGGCAGCUGGCAGGCUAGUUCUGGUGAAUUCCAGACAUGCUUGCUUGAUCCCAGGGCAGGUUUUUUUGUUUUUUUUUUUUGCCUUUCUGCACUUUCUAGGGCCGCUUCUUACGGCUUAGGGAGGUUCCCACGCUUGAGGUCUAAUCAGAGCUGUAGCUGCCUGCCUACACCAGAGCCACAGCAAUGCGGGAUCAGAGCCACGCCUGCGACCUACACCACAGCUCAGGGCAACGCUGAGCGAGGCCAUGGAUGGAACUCGCAACCUCAUGGUUCCUAGUCGGAUUCAUUAACCACUGCGCCAUGACGGGAACUCCAGUCCCGAGUAUUAGAAAAGACAAUUUGGUGUGUUGGCUACACUUACUUACAACUUGUUAUAGUACUUGCUCUACCUUAAUAGUCUUUGAGGUCCUUUCAAAACCUGGAAACAAAGGUUAGGAUAAUAAAGAUAUUAUCAGACAGGUAGUUAUUUGCCCCACAUCCGCAGCUAAGUGGCAGAGCCAAAGAUUCAAGGAGGAGCUGAAUCAUUGGCUCUAAGAGAAUGAUAUUUAUAGUUCUAUGAGAUCAAGGGAAAAGGUUGUUUCUACCUAAUUGGUUCUUGGGGUGAGCACUCUUUCUCCUGGUUUUUUUUUUUUUUUUGGGGGGGGGGGCUGCACCCGCAGCAUAUGGAGGGUCCCAGGGGUCCAGUCAGAGCUGUAGCUGCCGGCCUGCACCACAGCCAAUGGCAACACCGGAUCCUUAACCCACUGAUUGAGGCCGGGGAUCAAACCCGAAACCUCACGGUUCCUCAUUGGAUUCGUUAACCACUGAGCCCCGAUGGGAACUCCUCUUUCUCUUCACUUGGAUGUAACUUCUCUUCAUCAAGGCUUGACUCAGAUGUCAUCUCCAAAAAGCCGUCCUAUCAGAGCAAAAAGCCUUGGACUGUUCAUCAUUUGCUGACAGAGGGCAAUGGCGGCUUCCUGUGUCCUCCUGCAUACUGGGCAGAAGAUGCCCCUGAUUGGACUAGGCACCUGGAAGAGCGAGCCUGGCCAGGUGAAAGCCGCUAUUAAAUACGCCCUGACUGUAGGCUACCGCCACAUUGACUGUGCUGCUAUCUACGGCAAUGAGCUUGAGAUCGGGGAGGCUCUGCAGGAGACCGUGGGACCCGGCAAGGCGGUGCCUCGGGAGGAACUGUUCGUGACUUCCAAGCUGUGGAACACGAAGCACCACCCCGAGGAUGUGGAGCCCGCCCUCCGGAAGACCCUGGCUGACCUCCAGCUCGAGUAUUUGGACCUGUACCUGAUGCACUGGCCCUACGCCUUUGAGCGGGGCGACAACCCCUUCCCCAAGAAUGCCGACGGGACCAUACGCUAUGACGCCACCCACUACAAGGACACCUGGAAGGCCCUGGAGGCACUGGUGGCCAAGGGGCUGGUGCGGGCCCUGGGCCUGUCCAACUUCAGCAGUCGGCAGAUCGAUGACGUGCUCAGCGUGGCCUCGGUGCGCCCCGCUGUCCUGCAGGUGGAAUGCCACCCAUACCUGGCUCAGAACGAGCUGAUUGCCCACUGCCAAGCACGCGGCCUGGAGGUGACUGCUUACAGCCCUCUGGGGUCCUCUGAUCGUGCGUGGCGUGACCCUAAUGAGCCUGUCCUGCUUGAGGAGCCCGUGGUCCAGGCACUGGCUGAAAAGUAUAACCGGUCUCCAGCUCAGAUCUUGCUCAGGUGGCAGGUCCAGCGGAAAGUGAUCUGCAUCCCCAAGAGUGUCACACCUUCCCGCAUCCUUCAGAACAUCCAGGUGUUUGACUUCACCUUUAGCCCAGAGGAGAUGAAGCAGCUGGAUGCCCUGAAUAAGAACUUGCGAUUCAUCGUGCCUAUGCUUACGGUGGAUGGGAAGAGAGUCCCAAGAGAUGCAGGGCAUCCUCUGUACCCCUUUAAUGACCCGUAUUGAGACCAUAGCUCUUCCGCCACGGGGUCCUGCCAUCCCCAGAAAGAAGGAGUUAAUAAAGCCGUUGGAGCAUCCGUG
Messenger RNA from Sus scrofa (pig), 3309 nucleotides. NCBI's taxonomy places the organism in Eukaryota, Metazoa, Chordata, Mammalia, Artiodactyla, Suidae. The record is from RefSeq and is a predicted model, not a curated record.